AUGAUGCGUUCAUCUAUUGUGUCUUUCCUUAUGGGAUUCGCAGCUACAGCUGCUGCUGUUACUCUCACGCUUCCCACAGAUAGUGCAUGCAUUGACUUGACCAAAAAUUUGCUUGUCGAGUGGACUGCUACUGCCCAGGAGGUUCAAGAUAUUACAGAGGUUUCCUUCCGACUUGCAAACUAUAACGGGGCAUACCCUAAUGUCAACGAUCCACUACCACUAUCAGUUGAUGGAAGUGUUCCUACACAAAGGGGUUUUGUCCUCAUUCCUCGCAUGAGUUAUGCAGAUGCUCUGCGGUACUACAAUAUGAACAAUGGGCAAGGAUUUACUAUCAGAAUCACCCGUGGCAGCCUCGCGCUGGAGGAUGAAUCCCACCUAGAUGAAAAUCAUAUCACGAUCGCAAGACCGGGCGGUGGGUGCUAG
Messenger RNA from Penicillium malachiteum, 423 nucleotides. RefSeq lists its product as uncharacterized. Bases 1 to 423 code for a protein of 140 amino acids. NCBI's taxonomy places the organism in Eukaryota, Fungi, Ascomycota, Eurotiomycetes, Eurotiales, Aspergillaceae. The transcript is spliced from 4 exons. The record is from RefSeq and is a predicted model, not a curated record.